Molecule: messenger RNA, 1101 nt
Organism: Anopheles coustani
Lineage: Eukaryota; Metazoa; Arthropoda; Insecta; Diptera; Culicidae
Product: cell growth-regulating nucleolar protein
Exons: 1
Coding region: 114-1049 (311 amino acids)
Biological process (GO): rRNA processing; negative regulation of transcription by RNA polymerase II
Cellular component (GO): nucleolus
Molecular function (GO): DNA binding
Source: RefSeq, a predicted model, not a curated record
AAACAUAAACACACGUGCUUUUCAGGUAGAAACCGGCUCGCAUUCCAAUUCAAGCAUAAUUAGUAUCCUCACGCUUCACGACACGCAGUUAUCCGUUUUCUUGUGAAUUUAGAAUGGUGUUCUUCAUCUGCAACCAUUGCGGCGAGUCGCUCAAGAAGCAAGUGGUAGACAAACAUGUCUUCAGGUGCAAGCGCGAUAUCAACGUGUCCUGCAUGGACUGCCUGAAGGACUUCUUGGGGAAGUCGUACGAUUCACAUACGACCUGCAUCACCGAGGCGGAAAAGUAUGCUGCAAAAGGAUUCGUACCGAAGGAAAACAAAGGUGCCAAGAAGCAGGAGAACUGGGUCGCCCUGGUACGUUCGAUAACGGAGACCCAAAAUACCCUGUCGCCGGGCAUAAAGUCUGUCUUUGAAGUGAUCCAACGAAACGAUAAUAUUCCGAAGAAAAAGAAAGGCUUCUUGAACUUUUUUGGUAAUUCGAUCAAGUACAUACGUAGAGCGGAUGUAGAGGCGGCCUGGGCCUUGAUCGAGAAAGAGGUAAAUCUCACCAAGCAGGAACAGCAGAGUAUAGCGAACAAUGUUCAGCAGGAACCGGCGGAUCCCCACCCGAACGGCGUGAAGCGAAAAGCAGAGGAAAACGAGUCAAUCGCGAAAAAUCCGAAGAAGAAUAAAGCAGAGGAAAACGAGUCAAACGCGAAAAAACCGAAGAAGAAUAAAGCAACCACCAACGGUGGCACCGGUGAAGAUGCUAUAACCCUUUUGAACGCAGAAGAAACAAAAGGUACCAAUGGAACGCACGAACAGGACGAGGAGACCAACGGACCAUCGCAUGAAAGAAACGUGUUCCACUGGAAUGAAGUAAUCCGAGAUGCACUAAUCUCCAAGAACAAACAGAUGAAACUGGUCAAGUUGAAAAAGAAAGUGCUGAAAGUAUACCGCCAGUUUACUGCCGGCUAUGAUGAAAAGAAGUUCGAAAAAAAGUUUGAAAAGAAACUAAAGAAGACAAACCAUGUCGUUGUUGAAAAUGAUACUGUACGAUUGAUCGAAUAGAAUUAAGAAACGAAUACAAUAUUAAAUGUAUCACUGUAAAUGAAGGGAAACA